Molecule: messenger RNA, 1851 nt
Organism: Tripterygium wilfordii
Lineage: Eukaryota; Viridiplantae; Streptophyta; Magnoliopsida; Celastrales; Celastraceae
Product: rho GTPase-activating protein 5-like
Exons: 5
Coding region: 187-1659 (490 amino acids)
Biological process (GO): signal transduction
Molecular function (GO): GTPase activator activity
Source: RefSeq, a predicted model, not a curated record
GUGGAGAUUCACAAAGUUAAUGAUUCUCACGUCCUCAAACCCUUCCUUCAAUCCAACUCCACCCUCUAAAUCUCUCUCUCUGAAACCUUCUCUGCCCCACAUAAUCAAAUCUUUGUUUUCUUUGGACUGUUUUAUUAAAAGUAUUAUUAUUAUUUCUCAAAAAAUACGUUGUUUUCAUUGCCAGCCAUGACCGAGGUCCUCCAAUCUCCUUCCCAUUUUCCUUCGUCUACAAGCACCAUUUCAUCUUCAACUACUCCUUCUUCCUUGACCUGCAUACCCCCGCAGUUCCCUUCUUGCUCUCUUCUUGCAGAUGGUGAGGAUUCUACGCUGACUGUUUGUGACCCAGAAGAGGUGGUCGACACAGACAAGCAGAGCAGAGAUCACCUUUCUUUGUUGGCUAUUCUUGUGACCAUCUUUAGGAAAUCCUUGGCGGUUUGCAAGAGUGGCAGGAGGGAGCUUUGCGCCAUGGAGAUCGGGUGCCCGACGAAUGUGCGUCAUGUGGCUCAUGUUACCUUCGAUAGGUUCAAUGGAUUCUUGGGGUUACCUGUGGAGUUCGAGCCUGAAGUGCCCAGAAGGGCUCCCAGUGCUAGUGCAACUGUUUUUGGAGUUUCCACAGAAUCCAUGCAGUUGUCAUAUGACUCCAGAGGGCACAGUGUGCCAACAAUACUCUUGCUAAUGCAAAAUCGCUUGUAUGCUCAAGGAGGUUUGCAGGCAGAAGGGAUAUUCAGAAUUAAUGCAGGAAACAGCCAGGAGGAGUAUGUUAGGGACGAACUAAAUAGGGGCUUGGUGCCAGAUGGCAUUGAUGUGCACUGUUUGGCAGGACUUAUCAAGGCAUGGUUCAGGGAACUCCCAACUGGCAUUCUGGACUCUUUAUCCCCUGAGCAGGUAAUGCAAUGCCAGAUUGAGGAAGAUUGUGCUGAGCUUGUGAGACUCCUACCCCCAACAGAAGCUGCUCUACUGGAUUGGGCCAUCAACCUAAUGGCUGAUGUUGUAGAGCAAGAACAUUUAAACAAGAUGAAUGCACGCAACAUAGCCAUGGUUUUUGCCCCAAAUAUGACUCAGAUGGCAGACCCCUUAACUGCAUUGAUGUAUGCAGUCCAAGUGAUGAACUUCCUCAAGACACUUAUCUUAAGGACACUUCAAGCAAGACAAGAUUCCAUAGUUGAGCCAACUCCUGCUUGCCGUGUUGAUCCAAAUGAUGAGAAUGGAGACCAGAGCCCUUCACAGUCCUGCAUGGAAGAUGCUGAAAAAGGCAGUGGGGAGGUGGAUCAAGCAUUCAUUGUCAAAGAAUCUAUUGUAGGAAGUUCCUCUAACUCUUGUGAAGACAUUGAUAUUAUUGAUGUAGAAGAACCUAGCCCUCUCACUGCUGUUGAGAAGCAGAGUACCAAAGGGAAUUGUCCCUUUCAGACUGUGGCUAAUGCUGAGAUGUUCAGCAAUGAAGUUAAGGAGGGUGGAGUUAAUGUUCUGAAGGAUGCUGUUCAAAAAAAUUGUGGGAAAAGCGAUAUUGGACAAUCGAGCACCACAAACUUCAGUAAAGGCGCCAGCAAAAUGAAUCGGCAGCAGACUCUUCAGGUGGCAGAGCCUGUUGAGAAAACUUGCGGAAUCAGCACUUUGAGCCAUAUAGAUUCAAGAACUGAGCGCAUUGAAGCAUGGCGGUGAAGUAUGCUCAACAGAUUCUCUUGCAACGUGCUGUAUAAGUUAUCUUUGUUACACGUCAAACUUGUGAGGAAAAGUUUGUGAACUAUUCAUUGUGCCUGAAUUUGCUUUGUUUCUUGUGUUCAUUCGCAUUAUCACCAGAAACUAUUGUUUACUUGUUCUCAUUUUCUAGUUGUCCAGCCUUACAUGCUUUAA